AUGAAAGCCGUUGUUUUAUUUCCCUUUCUAUUCGUAUUAAUGAAAAUUUACUUAUGUUGGGACGUAAUGCAGAUCGGGGGAAAACAAGCCCGCUUUGACCGUUUUGACGGCAUGUGUCGCGGCUACAAAAACAUCAAAAUUUUGUUCAAUUAUUACGGCUUCCAAAACAUCGGUAAUAAACUCUACAUGAACUCGACGAUAACAGUAAAAGAAGACAUCACCGCCCCACCGACGUUGACCCUCAAUAUCAAGAGAUGUCGCUCGAAGGAAAACCUCGACACUUGUGAAGACUUCUACUCUUUCACUUCCAAGCAAUACUGCAAGUUGAUUCAGUCCGAUUCGGAAUUGUGGAACCCGUUUUUCGCCAGUAUUGAGCCCAAAUGGCGUUGUCCCAUCAAAAAAGGGGUCUACAAGUCGAUCAAUAGCAGUUUUGAUGUGACCGCAAUUCUGUUGUUUCCCGUCGAUGGGUGGUUUUGGAGGGUCAGAGGUGACAUGUUUGAUGGACAAAGUGGGAAAAGGAUUAUGUGUGUGAUUGUCGAAGCCAAAGUCAUGUUCAAAAAUACCGCCUGA
Molecule: messenger RNA, 570 nt
Organism: Tribolium madens (black flour beetle)
Lineage: Eukaryota; Metazoa; Arthropoda; Insecta; Coleoptera; Tenebrionidae
Exons: 3
Coding region: 1-570 (189 amino acids)
Source: RefSeq, a predicted model, not a curated record